Messenger RNA from Macadamia integrifolia, 2435 nucleotides. Its product is annotated as DNA repair protein RadA. Bases 132 to 2201 code for a protein of 689 amino acids. Lineage: Eukaryota; Viridiplantae; Streptophyta; Magnoliopsida; Proteales; Proteaceae. The transcript has 15 exons. The record is from RefSeq and is a predicted model, not a curated record. Gene Ontology annotation, molecular function: damaged DNA binding; ATP binding; ATP-dependent DNA damage sensor activity. Gene Ontology annotation, biological process: recombinational repair.
UUCCGUCCGAUUCGUAGUUUUAAACAUGCUCUCAUAGUCGGUAUUUUCGAACUUUGGCGGGUUUCUUCAUUCAGCACAAGCGAAGCCCUAGAAGCAGAAGAAAAUGGUAAAAUUCUACUGAAUCGAUUCAAAUGUGCGAUAUGCGAGCGCUUCGUACUCUCUACUCCAAUCGAAUGAUUUUCAGUUUCACCAAAACUAGAUUCAUCUCUACUGCUGCUCUCUUAUUGCAUCGUUCCACUCUUAAAUGGAGAUUUCCUAUGAAUCUACGUUACGUGGUCCAGAGAACCAUUCAUUCAAGCAAUCUACGGCACGACGAAGAUUCCAAGCAUUGGUCUAAUCCGAAUUCAUAUUCCGGGGGUGAACUUGGUUCGAGACGCAGAGAUGGAAACCCUGAAGUUUGGUCUGUUUAUGAUCCUGUUGCAGACAAGGUUGUGACGACCAGAAGAGUUGGAUAUACUAACAGUAGGGAAGAAGAAUCGAGUAGCGGAGAUGAAACCCCAGUGACUCUGUCGAGUUUUGAUUCUCUGGUAGGAGAUUUAUCGCCGGAAAAACCUGUGAAUCGAUCGAAGAAUGUAGAUGACCAGUCGGUGAGUGGAGAUGGAACCCCUAAGAGUUGGUCAGGUAAUCAUUCAAGGGGAGAAAAAUCCGCGUCGAAGAAAUCUGCGUCGGUUGUUGAGAACCGAGAUAAAGAAACCGGCAGAGUUUCGUCUGGAUCCAGUUUAAGAGAUCGAGGCAUUAUUUCGAAGACAAAAAAGGGCAAGAGCAGGAUUAACUGGGUCUGCUCAAACUGCGGGGAUUCGUUUUCCCAGUGGUGGGGAACUUGCUAUUCCUGUAAUAAAGUGGGUACACUAGUACAGUUCUCGCAGUCUGAAACCAUUGAGGAUAAGUCAAGGGGGUUUCAGGUAACUGAAAACGCAGUUCGGUCAUGGCUCCCACAUAAGAUAGGUGACUUGCAUCCUCAGAGGUUGACAGACGUGAAGAAGGGUUUAAAUAAGGCCCAAUGGAGAAUUCCUUUGUCCGGUCUCUUUGGAGCUGAAGUUGCUAGGGUGCUGGGUGGUGGUCUUGUACCAGGUUCCUUGGUUUUAGUUGGUGGUGAUCCAGGUGUUGGCAAGAGUACACUGUUGUUGCAGAUUGCUGCAGACCUAGCUGAAGGGGGUGACUUUGGACGGGCAGCUUGUGUUGUGUAUGUCUCAGGUGAAGAGAGUAUUGAGCAAAUUGGGAGCAGAGCUGACCGAAUGAUGAUUGGAACAGAGGAGCUUUUCUUAUAUUCGGGUACUGAUGUCGAGGACAUAUUAGAAAAGAUUCUUCCCCUCAAUCCCCGGGCUCUAAUCGUUGAUUCCAUUCAGACGGUCUAUUUACAAGGAGCGACUGGGAAUGCUGGAGGCCUCGCACAGGUCAAGGACUGCACCUCAGUGUUGUUGCGUUUUGCUAAGAGGACGGAUAUACCUGUUUUGUUGAUUGGUCAUGUGACGAAGACAGGGGAUAUUGCUGGACCUCGUGUCUUGGAGCACAUUGUUGAUGUUGUUCUAUACAUGGAAGGUGAGAAGCACUCAUCUCAUCGGUUGCUUCGUUCUGUGAAGAACCGCUAUGGAUCCACUGACGAGCUUGGAGUAUUUGAAAUGACACAAUCAGGCCUUCAAGCAGUUUCAAAUCCCAGUGAGAUUUUCUUAGGUGAACAGCACUCAGAUUCAGAGGUUUUAGCUGGACUUGCAGUUGCUGUCAUUAUUGAUGGGUCCCGAGCUUUUCUUAUUGAAGUUCAGGCUUUGUGUCUAUCUAGCGCAUCAACCUCAAGGCAUGUGAAUGGUGUCCAACCGGGCAGAGCUGACAUGAUUAUUUCAGUUUUAACGAAGCAAGCUGGUCUAAAACUCCAAGAUAAUGCCAUCUUCUUAAAUGUUGUUAGUGGGGUAAGUUUGACAGAGACCGCUGGGGAUCUUGCAAUAGCAGUUGCAAUAUGCAGCAGUUUCUUGGAGUGUCCCAUCCCCAAUGGUGUUGCAUUCGUUGGAGAGGUUGGCCUUGGUAGUGAGCUUCGUGCGGUACCCCGAAUGGAGAAGAGGGUGAAUGCCGUGGCUAAGUUGGGAUAUAAAAAGUGUGUAGUGCCAAAAUCAACUGAGAAACUUCUUGCUUCUCUUGAGUUGAAGGAAAUGAUGGUUUUGGGCUGCUCAAAUCUUAAAGAGGUGAUCAACGCUGUAUUCAAGCCUUAGCCUUAAAAUAGAUAUUCAAGCACGAUCAUCAUUCUGCCUCUCCUGCAUUAUAAAUAGCUGAAGUUUAUAUAUGACCCAAAUUGUGUUAAUCUGUUGUUUGUUAAUUGUCAUCGAGAAAGACAGGAUAUGGCUGUUGUAUAUCUUUUGUCAAGGGUUCUUAUUGUGGCAUUUUCUGCAACUUUUGCUGUAACUCAAUUAAAGACCAAAAUCAUUGAUAGAUGCAAUAUUGUGCCA